Sclerotinia sclerotiorum 1980 UF-70 is the source of this 1254-nucleotide messenger RNA. RefSeq lists its product as hypothetical. Bases 1 to 1254 code for a protein of 417 amino acids. Gene Ontology annotation, cellular component: nucleus; cytoplasm. Gene Ontology annotation, biological process: peptidyl-arginine methylation. Gene Ontology annotation, molecular function: protein arginine N5-methyltransferase activity. Lineage: Eukaryota; Fungi; Ascomycota; Leotiomycetes; Helotiales; Sclerotiniaceae. The transcript has a single exon. The record is from RefSeq and is a predicted model, not a curated record.
AUGGACGACCCAGCAUUCAUAACCGAAACCGACACCACCACUCAAACCAUCCUCCUCGCCGCCUCUAACCACGAUCUCUCCGCCCUAAAACCCCUCCUUCGAGUACCCGGCGCAGCCUCUGUCCAAGAUCCCGAAACAGGAUUUACACCUCUCCAUGCCGCCAUUGCAUCCUGCGAAGAUUCUCCUUCACCAGAAGAUAUAGAAGCCGCGAAAGCGACUAUUAAAGAGUUAUUUUUAUCAGGAGCUAUUUGGAAUGAUCUGGAUACGAACAAUGAGACACCGGGUUGUCUGGCUUAUAGAUUAGGUAGGAAGGAAUUAUAUGAAUUGGUUGUGGAUGCUGGUGUGAGGGCAGAACUUUUAAUGAAUUUGAUGGGUGGUUAUGAAGAAUUGAGUGAUGGGGAUGAUGAGGAGGAAGAUGAGGUAGAGGAAAUGGAAAUGGAAACUGGUGACGGUGUGCAGAUUAUUGUCGAUGGAGAAAAGACUUCCGCAGAAGAGACCACAGAAGAAAACGUAGAACAAGCCGAGGUGGAAGAAACCCCAAAGAAAGAUGUCAAUUCCGCAGAUUACCUACAAAGUAAACUCGAAUUCACCGACGACAAACUCCUCGAUGCAGACGCGAACGGUGUAAUGAUGGCAUGGGAAACCACCAUCAUGCAACGCACUGUUGAUCUCCUCAUCCCCGCAUCAUCUCCCCCUUUACGAAUCCUCAACAUCGGAUUUGGAAUGGGUAUAAUCGACACCAUGUUCGCAUCCACAUCACCAGCUAGCCACCACAUAAUCGAAGCCCACCCGGACGUCCUCGCACACCUUCAAACGCCCGGCCACAAAUUCGGAAAAGAAUGGGAAGUCUCCGCACCAGAAGAAGGAAGUUAUAAAAUCCACGCUGGUCGCUGGCAGGAAAUCCUACCCACGCUUCUCGAAGAGAAUCUCCAGUUUGAUGUCAUAUAUUUUGACACAUUCGGAGAAUCCUACAUGGAGCUCAAGAAAUUCUUCUCUGAAUACGUCAUUGGACUUUUAUCCGAGAAUGGAAAAUUCAGUUUUUUCAAUGGGUUAGGAGCGGAUAGAAAAGUCUGCUAUGACGUAUAUACGAAAGUUGCGGAGCUUGAUCUCUGUGAUGCGGGUUUGGAUGUUGAUUGGACAGAGGUAGAAGUAGAAGAGCUAGGGGGCGAAGGAGAGGGAGAAUGGAAGGGCGUGAGAAGAAGGUACUGGGUUUUGGAUAAAUAUCGUUUACCCAUUUGUGGAUUUAUGGGAUGA